Molecule: messenger RNA, 2461 nt
Organism: Phaedon cochleariae (mustard beetle)
Lineage: Eukaryota; Metazoa; Arthropoda; Insecta; Coleoptera; Chrysomelidae
Source: the annotation of a GenBank genome assembly
CAGAUGAUACGAUGACAUUUCACUGAGCCAAAACAAUAACAAAUGUUUGUCUGAAUUUUUGAAUUUUAUCAAUUUUAUCUUGUUUUUCUUAAUAUUCUUAUCUUGCUAACUAAUUAUAAAGAUCUCAAAUUCUCUCAGUUCUUUGUAAAAGAAUAAUUGAUCAUUAAUUGUAUGAAAAAUGAGUUUAAAGCUAAGUGAAAUCAGUUGUGUUCAAUGGUUUGAAGAUAUUGAAAAGCAUAGAUGCGGAUACUGCAAUCAGGAGAAUACUAGUAUAUCCAAUGGUAUGUGGGCACAUUCCCUCACUGUCGACGACUAUCAAAAUUUGAUCGAUCGUGGAUGGAGAAGAUCAGGCAUGUAUUGUUACAAACCGGUGAUGGCAGAGACAUGUUGUCCGCAAUAUACCAUCAAGUGCGAUGUCAAGAAUUUUUCGUUAAGCAAAUCGCAGAAAAAGGUCAUCAAGAAAUUCAACAAGUUUUUGGAAACUGACAUUUUGAACAAAAAAGAUAUCUCUACAGAAGAGGGGCAUGACAGUGCGCAUAUUUUUAUUAGAGAUAAUCCAAACACUCAGAAUUUUGAUGUGAGUUCUGUCUAUGUAGAGAAUAAAGAAGAAGAAGAUGAACGAGAAUCGAGAUUGCCAAUAUGCGAUAGAGCUUUGGAAAAAGCUCCUCAAGAACAACAAGAUACACCUGGUGAAACAAAGAAUUGUAAUAAUACCGAAAAAAGCACCCCUACGACGUCUUUGAGUGUAGGAAUGGGGCCAGAUAGCAGCAAACCCCCAUGCAAAAAAGCUAAACUGAUGAGGUUAGAACGAAAGAAAGAGAAACUAUUGAAAAAAGGACUAACCAUAGAGAAAAAAAUGAACUCGAAUCAAAAGAGCAUUGAACAGUUUCUGAAGGAAAUUCCAUCCAAUGCAAAACACCGAUUGAAGAUACGUUUGAUUCCAACUAGUAUUCCUAACGACGAAUGGAAACUAGCGGAACAAGCAGAAUUUCAGUUGUACAGGCGUUAUCAAAUGGCUGUUCACAACGAUCCACCUGCCAAAUUGGAGUUGACCAAAUUUCGAUCAUUUUUAGUGAAAUCGCCGAUCAAGCCGAAAGAGUUUCCCAACGAUAUUGAUGGUCCUGGUUACGGUUCUUUUCACCAGCAGUACUGGUUGGACGACAAACUGAUAGCUGUGGGUGUUUUGGACAUACUGCCGAAAUGCGUCAGCUCGGUGUACUUCUUUUACGAUCCCGAGUACAGGAGUCUGACGCUGGGAACUUACGGAUCUUUGAGGGAAAUAGAACUGACAAGAUCCUUCAGCGAAACCCUCCCAGAGCUCAACAGCUACUACAUGGGCUUCUACAUCCACUCCUGUCCCAAAAUGCGCUACAAGGGCAAACUUUCGCCAUCUUUUCUUCUUUGCCCGGAAACCUACGAAUGGAUGACAAUCGAAAAAUGCCUAGCGAUUUUGAACGAAAAAAAAUACGCUAGACUCAACGAGAAUUUAGACGCCUUGGAUGAGGGUUUUCCUAGUCAGGAAGAUAUUUUGCAAAUGAGGGUUAUUUAUGAUAGUGUAUUUAUGCAUUUCAAGGAUUACAAAAGGAUGUGCGACGAACCAGGGUUGUUUAAGGAAAUUGCGGGUUUGGUAGGAAAACGUUGUUGUAGGAGCCUCGUUUUUUGGGAAAAUUUGAAAUAAUAGGUACCUAAAUGUCGCGAACUUCGUUUUCCAGACUUUCCGCGUGGAAUUGCACCGGGCUUUAUCGUUGUGAAUGGAAACCUAGUAGGCGAGGUAUAAUACUGUCUGUUCAGUGACCCGAAAUAUUUCUGCUUGUCAGUGGUGCUGGUUUACUGAAAAAUGUCAAUAGCUCUUUUGUUUUACUAGGAUAUUUGUCAGUAAGGAAAAUUCUAUACAUGUGUCCCACUUACCAUGCUCACCGUUAAAAAGAUACGCAUGGUGAACAUAGUAAGUGGGACACACUGUAGAUUAAAAAUUGUGCGUAAAAUGGCGAAUAACGAUCCAGGAUUUAAAAACUACAAACAAUUGGAUAUGGUUGGGAGAUAUGUGUUGGUUUCCUGUCCCAAAAUGCGCUACAAAGGCAAACUCUCGCUAUCUUUUCUUCUUUACCCGGAAACCUAUGAAUGGAUGACAACAAUCGAAAAAUGCCUAACGAUUUUGGACGAAAAUGGGGGACGGAAGAUAUUUUGCAAAUCAGGGUUAUUUAUGAUGGUAUAUUCAAGCAUUUCAAGGUUUACAAAAGGGUGUGCGACGAACCAGGGUGUUUAAGGAAAUUGUGAAUUUGGUAGGAAAACGUUGUUGUAGGAGCCUCGUUUUUUGGUAAAAUUUGUAAUAAUAGGUACCUGUAUGUCGGAAACUUCGUUUUUCAGACUUUCCGCGUGGAAUUGCACCGGGCUUUGUCGUUGUGAAUGGAAACCUAGUAGGCGAGGUAUAAAAUACUGUCUGUUCAGUGACCUCAAUAUU